This is a messenger RNA of Trichosporon asahii var. asahii CBS 2479, 825 nucleotides long. RefSeq lists its product as uncharacterized. NCBI's taxonomy places the organism in Eukaryota, Fungi, Basidiomycota, Tremellomycetes, Trichosporonales, Trichosporonaceae. Gene Ontology annotation, cellular component: mitochondrion. Gene Ontology annotation, molecular function: delta(3,5)-delta(2,4)-dienoyl-CoA isomerase activity. The transcript is spliced from 9 exons. Bases 1 to 825 code for a protein of 274 amino acids. The record is from RefSeq and is a predicted model, not a curated record.
AUGGUCGACGUCUCCCAGUACAACGGCAAGUUCCACCUCGCUUCCGAGCCCGCUCCCCACGUCCUCCUUCUCGAGUUCAACAGGUUCUGGAUGGAGCUCGAGGACAUCAUCAACCGGGUCUCGGGCAACUCUGACAUCCGCGUGAUCGUGGUCGGUUCUCGCCUCGCCAAGUUCUUCACUGCCGGACUCGACGUCACGCAGCCCUCGGUUCUGGCCGCCGGCAACGACCUUGACGCUGCUCGCCGCGCCCUUGCUAUCCGUGGACACCUGACUCACUUCCAGCGUGCCAUCUCCACCCUGGAGCUCUGCACCCAACCCGUGAUCUGUGCCAUGCAUGGAUUCUCCCUCGGCCUGGCUAUUGACCUGUCGUCUGCCUGCGAUAUCCGUCUUUGUUCCGAGGACGCCAAGUUCGGCAUCAUGGAGGUCAAGGUGGGCCUGGCUGCCGACAUUGGUACCCUCCAGCGCUUCCCCAAGAUUGUUGGCAGUGGUUCCAAGGCUCGUGAGCUCGCCCUCACCGGCCGUGAGUUCAACGCUGCCGAGGCCAAGGAAAUCGGCUUCGUCAGCGAGGUCGUCCCCGGCAGCCGCAAGGAGGUCCUCGAGGCUGCUAUCAAGAUGGCCGAUGUCAUUGCCAAGAACAGCCCCAUCGCCGUCGUUAGCACCAAGCACCUGAUGAACCAUGCUAGGGACCACUCUGUCCAGGAGGGACUCGACUACACUGCCGCCUGGAACCAGGCUAUGCUGCAGUCUGAGGACACUAUUGCCUCAAUGAAGGCCCGCCUGGCCAAGAAGACGCCCGUGUACAAGCCUAUCGGCGCCAAGCUCUAA